This is a messenger RNA of Oncorhynchus gorbuscha (pink salmon), 8226 nucleotides long. Its product is annotated as extracellular sulfatase Sulf-2-like. The transcript is spliced from 20 exons. Gene Ontology annotation, cellular component: plasma membrane; endoplasmic reticulum; cell surface. Gene Ontology annotation, molecular function: N-acetylglucosamine-6-sulfatase activity; calcium ion binding; glycosaminoglycan binding. The record is from RefSeq and is a predicted model, not a curated record. NCBI's taxonomy places the organism in Eukaryota, Metazoa, Chordata, Actinopteri, Salmoniformes, Salmonidae. Bases 380 to 3064 code for a protein of 894 amino acids.
GGAGGGAGGGAGUGAGAGCGAGAGCACAGAGAGAGAGAGAGAGGGAGAGCACACAGAGAGAGAAGGGGAGAGCUCAGCAGAGCACGAAAACGAACGCAAGAGUAGAAAGGAGCUCCGAUAGUGAGACAGGCCGGGAGAGAAAGCAGAGAGAGAGAGAGAUAAUACAGCCGGCGACAGAGAGACAGCUCAGUAGUGCUGCCAUCAGGAAUAACAACACUGCCAUGCAACCUUAGUGCGGGUGGAUGAUUUGGGGCUGUCGUUGGAUGCCAGACCGUGCCGUGCAGUCCGAGUCCUGGGCAUCACUGCAAUGAGGAGUCUUAGCGGUGGCUGCAGCAGAGUGAUCCAGUAGGUAGCAGGGUAAGAUAAUUUCGAGGUCAAGAUGGCGGGACAGGGGCUGCUGCCCUCCACCAACCGUUACCUCCUCCUGCUCCUGGGGGUUCUGUCUGUGGCCCACGCCUCCAUCUUCCUCAAGGCCUCCUUCCAGAGAGACCGCCGUAACAUCCGGCCCAACAUCAUCCUCAUUCUCACUGAUGACCAGGACAUGGAGCUCGGCUCCAUGCAGGUCAUGAAUAAGACACGUUGUAUCAUGGAGCAGGGCGGGACUCACUUCUCCAACGCCUUUGUGACCACGCCCAUGUGCUGUCCUUCACGCUCCUCCAUGUUGACGGGGAAGUACGUUCACAACCACAACACCUACACCAACAAUGAGAACUGUUCCUCCCCCUCCUGGCAGGCCCAGCAUGAGACUAGGACCUUUGGAGUGUACCUCAACAACACGGGCUACAGGACAGGCUUCUUUGGGAAGUACCUGAAUGAGUACAACGGUUCCUAUAUUCCUCCUGGAUGGAGAGAGUGGGUGGGGCUGGUCAAGAACUCCCGCUUCUACAACUACACCCUGUGCAGGAAUGGAGUCCGCGAGAAACAUGGCUGCGAGUACCCUAAGGACUACUUUACGGACCUCAUCACAGAGGAUGGCAUCAACUACUUCCGCUCGUCUAAGAGGAUGUACCCUCACCGGCCGGUGAUGAUGGUGAUGAGCCAUGCAGCCCCCCAUGGGCCAGAGGACUCAGCACCUCAGUACAGCACUGCCUUUCCCAACGCAUCCCAGCACAUCACUCCCAGCUACAACUAUGCCCCGAACCCAGACAAGCACUGGAUCAUGAGUUACACUGGUUCUAUGAAACCCAUCCACAUGGAGUUCACCAACAUGCUACAGAGGAAGAGGCUGCAGACCCUGCUCUCUGUGGACGACAGCGUGGAGAAGGUGUAUAACAUGCUGGCUGAGACUGGAGAACUGGACAACACAUAUAUCAUCUACACAGCUGACCACGGCUACCACAUUGGCCAGUUUGGCCUGGUCAAGGGCAAGUCCAUGCCCUACGAGUUUGACAUUCGAGUACCCUUCUACAUCCGAGGGCCCAACGUGGAGGCAGGAGCCAGCAACCCUCACGUGGUGCUGAACAUUGACCUGGCGCCCACCAUCCUGGACAUCGCUGGCAUGGACGUCCCGCCAGACAUGGACGGCAAGUCCAUCCUCAAACUGCUGGACAUAGAGAGACCAGUCAACAGGUUCCAGGUGAAUAAGAAGGGGAAGGUGUGGAGAGACUCGUUCCUGGUGGAAAGAGGGAAGUUGCUCCACAUGCGUGAUGCGUCUUCAGGGAAGGACGUGGCCCAGGAGGAGAACUUCCUGCCUAAGUACCAGCGGGUCAAGGACCUGUGUCAGAGAACAGAGUACCAGACACCCUGCCAACAGCUGGGACAGAAGUGGCAGUGCGUUGAAGAUGCUACGGGGAAACUGAGGCUGUAUAAGUGUAAGGCCAUGACCAGCAUGUCUGCAGAACGGAAGGAGGGCCCUGCCAACAUCAGGUCCCAAUUUUACCCCCAGCGCGAAGCAAAGCACAUCGCAGAGCGCAACACAGAGCCCGAAGGCUGCAAUUGUGACCAGUUCCCUAGCUUCAGACUCAGUGCCUUCAAGAAGAAAAUGUUCCUUUCCAAGAAGAAGAUGAAGGCUGUCAAGAGCUAUGCCCGUAACCGUUCUGCCCGCUCUGUGGAGAUGGAGAUAGGAGGGGAACUGUAUGCUGUAGACUUGGGGAAUGGCUACCAGCCUGUACUGGCCCCCAGGAACCUCAGCGAGGCUGGGGCCCCGGGGCCACUCGACGACACUGAGGACGACUUCAGUGGCAUGGGGUUCACCAUCAGUCCCAGGACUAGCAGCAACAGUCUGGCUAUAGUACCUUCUGACAUCAAAGUCACACACAGGUCAGGGAGUGUGUUGAGGUUCUAUGUGGAUGGAUGCUCCAUCCUGGUCGAUGACACAGUGAAGUGUGACACAGGGAUCUAUAAGUCUGUGCAGGCCUGGAAGGACCACAAACUCCACAUCGACCAUGAGAUUGAGACCCUGCAGACCAAGAUCAAGAACCUGAGAGAAGUCAGGGGUCAUCUGAAGAAGGCCCGCCCAGAGGAGUGUGACUGUCUCCGCUACAUCUACCAGUCUAAGUACAAGAGUAAGCUUAGGCACAAAGGAAGCAGCAUUCACCCAUUCAGGAAGGGUCAGGAUAAGGAUAACAAGGCGUGGCUGCUGAAGGACCAGAAGAGGAGGAAGAAGAUGAGGAAGCUGCUGAAACGUCUGAGGAACAACGACACCUGUAGCAUGCCUGGUCUAACCUGCUUCACCCACGACAACCAGCACUGGCAGACCGCCCCCUUCUGGACAAUGGGUCCAUUCUGUGCCUGCACCAGUGCCAACAACAACACCUACUGGUGCGUGAGGACCAUCAACGAAACUCACAACUUCCUGUUCUGUGAGUUUGCGACUGGCUUCCUGGAGUACUUUGACCUCAACACAGAUCCCUACCAGCUGAUGAAUGCUGUGAACACGCUGGACCGAACCGUCCUAAAUCAGCUCCACGUUCAACUCAUGGAGCUCCGCAGCUGCAAGGGCCACAAGCAGUGCAACCCCCGUACCCGCAACCUGGAGCUGGGAGGUAAAGAGCGAAGCAUCUUUGAUGAAUACAGAGGGCGUCAUCCACCCCCACCGCCCAGCACAUCUGCCUUAGUCAUCUAAUCAUCUCUACCUGUAGAGGGCGCCAUCCACCCCCACCGACCAGCGCAUCUGCCUUAGUCAUCUAAUCAUCUCUACCUGUAGAGGGCGCCAUCCACCCCCACCGCCCAGCGCAUCUGCCUUAGUCAUCUAAUCAUCUCUACCUGUAGAGGGCGCCAUCCACCCCCACCGCCCAGCGCAUCUGCCUUAGUCAUCUAAUCAUCUCUACCUGUAGAGGGCGCCAUCCACCCCCACCGCCCAGCGCAUCUGCCUUAGUCAUCUAAUCAUCUCUACCUGUAGAGGGCGCCAUCCAUCCCCACCGCCCAGCGCAUCUGCCUUAGUCAUCUAAUCAUCUCUACCUGUAGAGGGCGCCAUCCAUCCCCACCGCCCAGCGCAUCUGCCUUAGUCAUCUAAUCAUCUCUACCUCUAGAGGGCGCCAUCCACCCCCACCGCCCAGCGCAUCUGCCUUAGUCAUCUAAUCAUCUCUACCUGUAGAGGGCGCCAUCCACCCCCACCGCCCAGCGCAUCUGCCUUAGUCAUCUAAUCAUCUCUACCUGUAGAGGGCGCCAUCCACCGCCCAGCGCCCAGCGCAUCUGCCUUAGUCAUCUAAUCAUCUCUACCUGUAGAGGGCGCCAUCCACCCCCACCGCCCAGCGCAUCUGCCUUAGUCAUCUAAUCAUCUCUACCUGUAGAGGGCGCCAUCCACCCCCACCGCCCAGCGCAUCUGCCUUAGUCAUCUAAUCAUCUCUACCUGUAGAGGGCGCCAUCCACCCCCACCGCCCAGCACAUCUGCCUUGGUUGACUCUCACUUUUCAUAAGACUGCAGUGCCUCACAAUGUCUCUCAAUCUUUCUGAUACUCUGCUGUCCAUGUGUCUUGUCUGUUUCUCCAUGUAGCUGCCUCAUAAACUAGUGUGAAUGUCAGAGAAUGAACCCAUUCAAGCAUUCAUAUAGAAUAGAAUACUACUCUGUCCUGGGACCAGUUUACUGGGAGCAGUGUUCAUGUGGUGGUGAUGAGGAGAGUACAGACACAAUGGGAGACAGAGGUUUGCUGUGGAUGACACUGUUUUGUCUGUGUGAUCUUGUCUCAUCAGAGGACAGAUUUGGGAAGGCUGGGAGGGAUAGGGUCCAGGAGGCGACAGUGGCCCCGUCAGAAGCACCCAGUGCAGGAGGAACGGGAAUGGACUGGUCAGAACUUGAACCCUUGUACAGACUUGACAAGCACGCGUACGAUCUCAAACUCAAUUUCAACGUCAGCCUGGAGGACUGGGACAACUUUGACUGGACCGUGGACAGGAUGUUCACGAUGCUAGGCAACUUCAACCACCAGCCGAACGGGCGCCGCAGCAACUUGAUUCCCGGGGAGGGCAGAGGAGGAAGAGACCACGCCCUGGUGUCCUCAACGGACCAAUCAGCCUCAGCCAUCUACCUGACCACCCUGGCCACUCCAGCUCUCCUGCUGAGAGAGGCUGCGGCCGAGGUCCUGAGGGAGGCGUUGGGGCUGAAUGGAGGGGAGCACCGCUCUUCCUCCUCUUCCUCCUCCUCUUCCUGUCCUCCAGUCCUAGCUGAGGAGGGCCGCUCAGACUGGGACCACUCCCCACCUCUCCUCAACCAGUUAGGGGAGGAGGGCCCGCCUAGACUGCAUGACGAGGAUGAGGAGGGCAGGGAUAGGGGUGAUGAAGAGGAGGAGGAAGAGUUGUUUAGGAGACGGUCGGCCCGGUGGAGGCUGAACCAUGCUCACUGUCAGUGCAGUGACUUUGUUCAGGAAGCUGAGAACGGGUUGCCUGUAUGACUGCCUGUAAGACCCCUCUCUCACUCUGUCUCCCCUCCUCACCUGAGAUUUUAGGGAGACUGAAUCAGCACAAUGUCACCUCUGGCCUGUCCACCACCCAGACCCGCUUCUCAACCUCCUCCUCCUCAGGCCACAGCAGCACUUCCUGGCUGAUAUGGGGAUGAGCCUGUCCCUUUAAUCAAGACUGUAGUCCUCCAGUGCCCCAACCAUUUCCCAGGCCAGCAGAUGGCCCACUGCUGGCCCCUUCCUGUAAUACACCAACGGACUUCACCAAGAGAACACAGCAGCAGCGAACACAGCAGCAGCCCAUGAUUCUUUAUGAGCGAACACAGCAGCAGCCCAUGAUUCUUUAUGAGCGAACACAGCAGCAGCCCAUGAUUCUUUAUGAGCGAACAUAGCAGCAGCCCAUGAUUCUUUAUGAGCGAACACAGCAGCAGCCCAUGAUUCUUUAUGAGCGAACACAGCAGCAGCCCAUGAUUCUUUAUGAGCGAACACAGCAGCAAACCAUGAUUCUUUAUGAGCGAACAUAGCAGCAGCCCAUGAUUCUUUAUGAGCGAACACAGCAGCAGCCCAUGAUUCUUUAUGAGCGAACACAGCAGCAGCCCAUGAUUCUUUGUGAGCGAACACAACAGCAGCCCAUGAUUCUUUAUGAGCGAACACAGCAGCAGCCCAUGAUUCUUUGUGAGCGAACACAGCAGCAGCCCAUGAUUAUUUAUGAGCGAACACAGCAGCAGCCCAUGAUUCUUUAUGAGCGAACACAGCAGCAGCCCAUGAUUCUUUAUGAGCGAACACAGCAGCAGCCCAUGAUUCUUUAUGAGCGAACACAGCAGCAGCCCAUGAUUAUUUAUGAGCGAACACAGCAGCAGCCCAUGAUUCUUUAUGAGCCAACACAGCAGCAGCCCAUGAUUCUUUAUGAGCGAACAUAGCAGCAGCCCAUGAUUCUUUAUGAGCGAACACAGCAGCAGCCCAUGAUUCUUUAUGAGCGAACACAGCAGCAGCCCAUGAUUCUUUAUGAGCCAACACAGCAGCAAACCAUGAUUCUUUAUGAGCGAACAUAGCAGCAGCCCAUGAUUCUUUAUGAGCGAACACAGCAGCAGCCCAUGAUUCUUUAUGAGCGAACACAGCAGCAGCCCAUGAUUCUUUGUGAGCGAACACAACAGCAGCCCAUGAUUCUUUAUGAGCGAACACAGCAGCAGCCCAUGAUUAUUUAUGAGCGAACACAGCAGCAGCCCAUGAUUAUUUAUGAGCGAACACAGCAGCAGCCCAUGAUUCUUUAUGAGCGAACACAGCAGCAGCCCAUGAUUCUUUAUGAGCGAACACAGCAGCAGCCCAUGAUUCUUUAUGAGCGAACACAGCAGCAGCCCAUGAUUCUUUAUGAGCGAACACAGCAGCAGCCCAUGAUUCUUUAUGAGCCAACACAGCAGCAGCCCAUGAUUCUUUAUGAGCGAACACAGCAGCAGCCCAUGAUUCUUUAUGAGCGAACACAGCAGCAGCAGCCCAUGAUUAUUUUCCUAAUGCAGGAUGUUACUUUGCUUUGUUUUUUGUUUUUGGGGAGCUUUGGGAAUAUGAGAGGAAAAUAAAGUUGAUUGCUUUUUGAUAUUCAUUGGAUUCUUUGAAAAAAGAUUGUGUAUUUUAUAUGUGUAUUUGACUUUGUUAGUUUUUACUAAGGGGUGUAUGAAUUGGUGCUGGUUCCACCCCCCUGUGCUGACUACCUGUAUGUGGCACAUUGAUUAAGGCUUUUUUUUAACCAAUGUGUUACUAAGUCAUUUUUGAAAACACUUAAUUCCACAAAAUGCAGAUGAUCAAUUAUGAGGUUCAGUGACACACACACACACACACACACACACACACACACACACACACACACACACACACACACACACACACACACACACACACACACACACACACACACACACACACACACACACACACACACACACACACACACACACACACACACACACACACACACACACUUUGAGUUAGAGUGCUGUGGAACUUGCCUUUUAGUUUGGUCGGUCAAACCGACACGAGGAGGCCGGGGUUUGGGUUGGAGUGCAGGUAGGAACUGGGACUACGUGUCAUCGAAGUGCCAUAAUCUUUUCAGUGUUGCAGCUUAUUUGAGUUCUACUAUGUUUGUAAUGAAAAACAAGAGACUUGAUAUUUAUGUGAUUCAAAGCAUUCCCUUUUGUUGUGUUCUUAUUCUUAUUUAAGAGUUUUUACUGAAAAUAUCUCUACCGCUACAACUUGGUAGCUGUGGCAUUAACCGUUUUGAGAGAGUCCAAUGAUGUGAACCCACUGAGACGUAUAGAGAUCACAGCAUUGUAGCUGUCCCAUUAUGGUGUCUGUGACAGUAUGGGCAGCACAACUGAAGCCAUUUCCAUUUUAAAAUAGUCUGUUUUCUUCUUCUUUAGAUAAAAAAAAGGUGUAAACUAAUAUAGGUGUCUUAUCGCAUCCUGCAGUGCUGGAGUCCUGAACCAAAUUUAGUGUCAUUCAUUUAUUGUGGCCACUAGAUGGCAGUCACAUAGAUUGAAGCCAUUUACAAACUAGGCAAACCAUUUUAAAGAAGAAGACAAUGCUCUGCUUAUUGGCUGAUCGCUCCCAACCCCAUACGAAUCUCUACACAGUUGACUACUGUAAAAAUGCCUGGAAGCCAUCAAUGGCAAUGUCCAUGCAAAAACAGGUUAUUUCUAUGUAAUUAUCCUUAUACAUCUCUAUGUGUAAACCUGACUUGUCCAGUCUGGUUGGUUCAUCCAGGAAGUCUGUUUCAUGAAGUCAUCAGUCCACAGUUGAGUUCCCCUGCUAAGACGUUGUUGCAUGUAUCAACCAAUGGUUGUGUGCUAGGUCAUCGACUGUGCUGUCAGGGCACCAGAUUGCUAGGACAUAUGAUAUGGUUAGCUGAUAUGUAAAAUAACUAUCCAAUGGCUGGGCCGAGGAACGCGCCCCACUACCUCUCUCUGAUGUCAUCAAAGGCUUCAGAGAGAAAAGGUGUGCUUGAUUUACAAGCCGAUGUGUCCCAGAGAUGGGCGGGACACAGGUUUCAUGACCCACUCACCUUAUACAGCAACCCUGGCAGUUUAUUCUGCCUAAUACCACUUAGAGAUACUCAGACACAUGCUGGCUUGUAAAACAAGUCGACACAGUCACGAUCGGCCGUAACUUCAUGGACUAAAGACUGUAGUUACACGUGUUUCUCUUAUAAAUAAAAAUACAUGGAAAAAUAAAUGUAUUUAACAAAUGCUGCAUUCUUUAUAACAGUAGAUUUGUUCGCUAUACAUGGUGCUAUUGGGGUCUCAACAUAUAUAUACAAUUGCUGUGUGUAUUUGAAUGUAGGUUUUUUGCGAUUAAUGUAAAUGUUAAAAUAUAUUUUAUAAUAAACAGAUAUUACCUAUCA